AUGAGCACAAGGAGAUCCUCCAGAUCGCGGCUGGGAUCGGAAAUGGUCCAGGUGCUCGUGGGCAAAGAACAACGCGACUUUCGAAUGCACAAGAAGCUCCUUUGCAGAACCAGCGUCUUCUUCCGCAACCACAUCGAAGCCGCCCAGCAAGAAAGCAAAACGACCAAAUCCGAAUCCGAAGACUCGGUCCUCUGGCUCCCCGAAGAAUCCCCCGAAGUAUUCGAGCUGUUCAUCGUCUGGCUCUACGACCGUCGCGCCUUUCAAGCAUACGUCGACAGCGCCGUAGAAAAGGCCUCGAGAAAUCGACACUCUCCCACCUCCUCUCCUAGCCGAAUAUCUCCUGCUCGACAUUCCCCGUCCCGGAUGGGAACGACCAGACAUGCGGAAACAACCGACAGUGAACGGCGGGCCCUUCGCUGGAACCUGGUUCGUCUGCAUCUCUUUGCCGAGGUAAUCGACCUCCCCGCUUUGCAAGACGACUCGAUGGACGCCCUACAAGAUUUGUACCUCCGCUGCGACUGGGACAUGUCACCGGGGUUUAUCACCUUUCUGUACGGGGAUUGUUCCCUCGACAACGCAGUCAGACUGCGUAAGUGGGCCGUGGCAAUGCUGGCCUGGACGCUGCACGGCGGGGACGGCACGUCAAGUGAGUUCGAGAAGCUGUUUGCUGUGUUCCCGAAACUCAAAGCGGAUUACGGCAUGCACUUUAACAAGAUGGCGGCGAGCAAGGCCGAUUUACGGAUUAAGAACCCCCAGUUGAGGCUACCGAUGAACAAUCUGAGGAGCGAGGAGCGCUUGUUUGGCUUCAGGCAAUGCUCGUUUCAUAGUCAUCGAUCGGCAGUCGGAGAGGGGGUUUGUCCCCAUUUGGUCACGGGGCAGGAAGAUUCAGAUGAUAUGGAGACUGGGUCAACCCUGAUGGGCGAGGAUAUCAUUUCGGAGGAGGAGGACGAGGAGAAGCUGGAGGGCGAAGCUGGAAGUUCGGAUAGCGAGGUGAUAAUUACACCUGUGUGCGAUAUGGAAACUUCUUUCCUGGACCUCUCAUAG
Neurospora crassa OR74A is the source of this 1044-nucleotide messenger RNA. RefSeq lists its product as hypothetical. NCBI's taxonomy places the organism in Eukaryota, Fungi, Ascomycota, Sordariomycetes, Sordariales, Sordariaceae. Gene Ontology annotation, molecular function: protein binding. Bases 1 to 1044 code for a protein of 347 amino acids. The transcript has 2 exons. The record is from RefSeq and is a predicted model, not a curated record.